CGCGGCGCAGUGUGCUUUGCAUCACUGAACGAGAAACUCUUUCGAAAAAUAUCAUGCGAUAUAUCCAGUGGGAUUUUAUGCACUCAUGUCACGCAUUCACAAAUUUAAAUAAUCUCAACCACAGACCAGGCUAAACUAUUGGUGUUUAAAAGAGAAAAGAACAGAAAAAAAAAAAAAAAAAAGGCUAGAAAGAAAAAAAUCACAAAUAUAUAUACAUAUAUAUAUACUUUUUCUUUCUUUUUUUUUUCUUUUUUUUUUUUUUUUCUUCUUUUUAAAUCGAAAACAUUGAUCAUUAUCAAAUAGGAAAAUUAAUUCUAUUCUACGAAUGGUCAUCGUGGCAGUCACGUCCGAUUUGUACUGACUUUAUUUAUAGUGUCUGGUUAUUUUUGCAUGUGUUUCUUUUAAAACAAGAUGCAGCUGUCCGCUGGCUAAUAGGCAUUCUUGUGUACGUACCUCUGUAAGUUUGUUCGUUAGAUAGGCCCAACACUAAAUUAAGGCAUAAGUAGUUAAAGAGACAUCAGUUAUAGUACUUCUACAUGGACGCAUUCGUUCGUGAUACGUGGGUGUGUUAAUACGUAAAAUAUAUAAAUUUUUUUUUAUUAAUCAUUAUAAAUAUUUUAUAGUCAAUUAUUAUAAUGAUCUGGACUUUUAUACUGAGUGACAAUAUAUAGCAUUUAUUUCGGGGACAACGUCGAAGAUUUAACAUCCAAUAUUAUAAUUGUGGUCAUCUCUUGAUUCAGGCAAUACAGGAAAAGGCAUUAAUUGUUUAUCAAUUUGCUGCUGUUUAAAUAAAGAAAUAAAAGGGACAAAUGGAAUCUACUGUAACUGGACGAAGGCGUACUGCCACACGGCAUUCUGCUGAGGAUCAAGCACUUGAUCAAAUAGCUAAAGAGGCAGAAGCACGAUUAGCUGCAAGGAGACAAGCAAGAGCUGAAGCUAGAGAAAUCCGAAUGCGUGAAUUGGAAAGACAACAGAAAGAAGCAGAAGAAAAUGCUGAUAGAGUUUAUGACAUGUGUUCAGAUCCUAAUAGAGCCAUGAGAGUAACUCCAGAUCCUGUAAGGACAUCACGCUUGCUUACAAAUUCUAAUAAUUUUCAAUCCAGCUGUAAAUCAUCAGAAGAUUCAUUAGAAGAUGUGGGACUUGGUAGAGAUCUUAGGUUAGAGCUGAAGGAAUUUGAAGAGAAAUUCAGAAAAGCAAUGAUAGCUAAUGCCCAAUUAGACAAUGAAAAAUCUUCUUUUGCCUAUCAAGUUGAUAUAUUAAAAGAUAAAUUGGAAGAAUUAGAAGAAAUGGCAGCCCAAUUACGUAGAGAACUUCGAGAGAAGAAUCGAGACGCUGAACAAUUAAAACGACUUGGUCAAAGAUUAAAAGAUGAUUUAGAUUUAUGCAGAACACAAUUGUUAGAAAGGGAUACAUUAAUUCAGGAAAAUGGAUUAGUGAUAGUUGAAGAUGAAGGAACCGAUGAAGAAAAUGAUGUUGAAAGUGGACCCUGCCAUAGAAGAAGAGUAUUAGUUAGUAAAGAGUCUGCAGAUUUAUUGCAGAAUGCUGGAAAAGGAUCCUUGGACGUUCGACUGAGAAAGUUCGCUUCGGAGAAAAAAGAAUUAGAAGAUCAAAUACGACAUUUAAGAUUGGAAUUAGAAGAAACCAAGAAUCGCAUUAGAUCUGAGAGAUCCCCGGGUGCAGUAUUAGGUGGCUUAACGUAUUCUGAAGAUAUUCAACGAGAGGCUAAUAAGCUUUUAAUCGAUUACAAAUUCAAGCAGCAGAAAACGGAACAGGAUAUGUCUACGUUACAAGCCACGGUGGCUAGAUUAGAAAGUCAAGUAAUACGUUAUAAGUCUGCGGCAGAAGCAUCUGAGAAAGCGGAAGAUGAACUCAAAAUUGAAAAGAGAAAAUUGCAAAGAGAAGUUAGAGAGUUUCAAGGACGCGUUGAAGAGCUCGAAACAGCAAACUCGCAUUUACAAAGGCGAUUAGAUAAACUUAAAAAUGCUAAAUCCGCUCUUUUUAAAGAUCUUUGAUGAAAUUAUUUUUGUUUUCUUUUCUUUUCUUCUUCUUUUUUUUUUUUUUUUUUUGUUGGGAUCCGUCAAAUCUACUCGAUUUUUUUUUCUUUUAUGCUAUCUAUAGACGAAAAGCAUUUAUUUAAUAAUUUUUAAAAUAACAAUAUCGCAAAAUAUAUCAAAGUUAUUUGACAAUUUGAUAAUAACAUUUAACAGAGAGUAUGUGUACUGUUAUCAGAUCUUUUAUAAUUUAAAGAGCUUUUAUCAUUUAGAGAAUGAUACGUAUAAAAAUAUUUAUACUAAUGAAUUUGUACGCAAAGUCAUUCUUUGUUUUUAUCUGGUCUUUUGGUAAUAAGCAGUUUAAUGGCAAUUUAACAACGAGAAAAUGCUUGUUUAGUAAUAAUAUUUUAGGCAUUUAUAAUACUAUAUUAAUUUAUAAAUAGUUGUGUAAAGACAAUUUGUGCAUGUACAUAACAUUGUUAUGUUAUAACAGCCUAUCGGUUUUUACAUGGUUCUCUCUAUCCAUUGACAUCAAUAUUAAAAACGAAUUAUGUGUUACAUAUUGACUAAUUAAAUGAUGUCAAUGUGUAACAUUAUAAAUAUAUAUAAAACAAUAAUUCAUAUAAAUUUAUUUAAAUUGUAUAAAUUUAUAUAAAUUUAUAUAAUUAUAUAAAUAAGAAUUUAUAUAAAUUUUUAAUCAAUAUUUCAAUUUUGGAAGCUUCAUGCUCACAAUCAAAGUGCAUACAAAUUUAAUAUUUUGUAGUUUGAAAUAAACAGGAAGAAGGAGAAAGAGAGAGAAAAAUAUUAUGAUUUUUGCAAUUAUAUAAAGAAGUUAACAUAUUUUAGUAAUUUAUGUACUUGGUAUAAUAAGUAUACUUAAAUUCUUAAAUUUUAAACUAUUCUUCUAGUGUAAAAUGGAAGUGAUCAAUUACGAAUGUAUUUAAAAGAGUUUGAACAUUUGAAAUUAUGAGUUACGUAAUUAGUUUUCAAUUUUUAUUCCUUUGAUCCUUUAUUUAGUUUUUUUGAAAAUUUUCAAAUGCAUUUUAUUAUUAAAAACUAUCGCGACACACAAGAUAGAUCAUAAAUGACAAAAACCACACCGGACUGUCCUUUAGCGAACCAUAAAAUAAUAUGCUUGAAAAAAAUAAAUAAGUAUAAAUAUAUCCUUAUUGUGCAGAAUAGUAAUAACAGAUGAGAAGAUAUAAAAUUAUUGUAUACUGCGUUGGAAAAAAAAAAAAGAAAAAAAAAAGAAAAAAAAACCAAAAAAAAACCAAAAAAAGAACAAAAAACAUAUCCUUGAAUAUGUUGGUAGUGAAAGUAUAUUUAUGAUCGUGUUGCAUUUAUAACUUGUAUCAAAAUGAUUUCUGAAACAUUGUGACUGAUAUGUGUUUUUCAUCCAACGGGGAUUGAUACGAACUACAAAAAUUAGGCGUACAAUAGUGUGGUCUUUGUACAUUUAGAAUAAAUUCAAAUAUAUUGUUAUAAAUGUA
Messenger RNA from Vespa crabro (European hornet), 3481 nucleotides. RefSeq names its product leucine-rich repeat flightless-interacting protein 2. Gene Ontology annotation, biological process: regulation of DNA-templated transcription. The coding region runs from base 810 to 2012 and encodes 400 amino acids. The record is from RefSeq and is a predicted model, not a curated record. Lineage: Eukaryota; Metazoa; Arthropoda; Insecta; Hymenoptera; Vespidae. The transcript has 9 exons.